GUCAAAAUGGUGACAAAGUAUCUCCUACUGAUUGCAUUUCUGGCAACUGUGCGAGGAGAAGUAGGUCCAACUGUUGGACGUAGAGCUCCUUAUGCCCCAGCUGGUUGGCAUCCGCGGGUUCCAUUUAACCUACCCAAUGAGUACGUACCUCCUGUUCGUCAAAGUGUGGAAAUCACCAAGGCACGAGUUGACCAAAUCGAACCAGUGGAUAAACCUCAAUCGAACUAUCUGCCCCCUCAACAACUGGAUAUUCCCGAUGGAGAGAUUCUACCCAGCUCCCGACCGGUGAAUCAGUACGGCCCACCAGAUCCUAAAUUUAAAAUCAUAUAUCCCGAUGAGGAAGAGCCAGUUACUGUAAAGGAGUCCACAGACAACCAGCAACCGAAAAUCAGAGAAGGACGUUACUUCGUCAUAUCGCAGGAUAAUAAACUACAGAGAGUUACUUUCAGCUCACAGCAAAACGACGAUGACGAGGACUUUACGGCUCAGUUGAGUUAUUCAACUGUGGGACAGCUCAAGGAUCCAGUCUAUAGAUACAACAACCAAGGACAGUUGGAAAGAGUCCUGAAGUAAAUAUUUUGGAUAUCAUUUUUUGAAUUGAAUUAAAUAAUUAAAAUAACCAAUCGAAUUAUUUUCUAACUCUAAGGUUUUCAUUCUGUAAUAAUUAUAUAAUAAAAAAAAUGAUUU
This is a messenger RNA of Drosophila suzukii, 687 nucleotides long. NCBI's taxonomy places the organism in Eukaryota, Metazoa, Arthropoda, Insecta, Diptera, Drosophilidae. The record is from RefSeq and is a predicted model, not a curated record.